Messenger RNA from Lytechinus pictus (painted urchin), 734 nucleotides. RefSeq names its product protein SPMIP1-like. The record is from RefSeq and is a predicted model, not a curated record. Lineage: Eukaryota; Metazoa; Echinodermata; Echinoidea; Temnopleuroida; Toxopneustidae. The coding region runs from base 86 to 643 and encodes 185 amino acids. The transcript has a single exon.
UUUUUACAUGUUUUUAUUUGCUUCACCUGGACAUUUUAAUCAUAACUUCAUUUUCCUGUUGAAAGAAUAAAUAAAAACCAUCAGAAUGGGUGAAUUAUUUGAUGUACAGCGACAGAACUUUUGGACUGAAUCUAUCCACAAAGAAGCAUAUACACGACUGGCGUGGCAUGAGAAGUACAGCAAGGAGUUUGCCCGUGAGUCUCGGGAGGGAGGGCAGGCAGCUCUCGCUAGGAGGAAGCGGCCUGAUAUGGUGCCAAAGGUGAAACUCAUCCCUGUUCAGUCUUUGAAAACCAAGAAAGCAGCAGCAAAGAUCGACGCUUCCAAAGCACAGGAAAGUUCAAAGAAGGAAUUUGAAACACUUGCCGGCAAAGAUCCUAAUGCACUAUUGGUUGAAAUGAGGCCAGUUACAGCUGAUGUUCGUGAGCAAUUGUUCCAGGGAUUCAGCAAAGAAGGAACAGGACGCUAUGCCUAUCUUCAGAUGCGAAAAUUGAAGAAACCAGAGAUGAAGUAUGAGGUUCCACUCACCAGUUCAUGGGAAUAUGGAUGGAGGUUGAAUGAUGUUGUGAAAGAAUUCCGCGCACCUACAUAUGGCCGUUCUCGAAUCGUGAAAGACACCUUUUUCCGUACAAAUGGAAUAUUGUAGUCGGUGAUGAUAUAGACCCUAGAUCUAUCUAGAUCAGACAAUUCAAUCUAUCUUAAAUCUAAUGUUAGGCCUACCAAAUAUGAUUGGCUAG